AACAAAACUUCAAAGCAUCACAAACCUUAUCCUUCCUUCCUCAAAUGCAUCAUCUUUGCUCUCUAUCCCCUCAAACUCCAUUACCAACUAACUAUUUCCUCUUCAACCCCAUUACUAAAACCGAUAAUCCCACUACUAACAAUAACAAUAAUUAUUAUUGUUAUUAUUAUGGUUUAAUUAGGAGAAUUAAUCCAGUAAUUAAACCCAAAAGAGGAAAUAAUUAUCAAAGGUGGAUUUCAAGAGUGGGAAAUGAUGAUUCAGAAUUUGAAGUGGAUACAAAUAAGGCUAGACAAGCUCUUAGUGAUCUUGACCAACAGCUUGAAUCUCUUUCUGUUAAACAAGUCAAUCCUCCUAAAAUAAGAGCCUCAAGCAUUGGCAACUUGAAGGAGCAGGUGAAAAAUGAGCCUCCAGAAAUAACAGAAUCAUUUUUAGGAUAUACAGCUUUUGUAUUUUUUAUGUUCUCAAUAUUUUAUAACAUACUUUUCAUAACAGUAAUUAAACCAUCCAUUGAUGGACCAGAUAAGGAUAUUCUAUCUACUAAUGAUGUUACUAUAGCUUAUCGAGUUCCGGAUUAAUGAUAUUUUGACCUAGUGGUAAAAACUUGAGGCUUGUAUACGAUAGGUCAAAUGUUUGAAUUCUUCUCUCCCGUUUAUAUUUGUACGAUAAGGUUUGUGUAUGAUGUUACUUGUAAUCAUUUUUCAACGUUUCAUAUUCAAUAUAUCUAUCGAGAAGCAAA
Spinacia oleracea (spinach) is the source of this 736-nucleotide messenger RNA. RefSeq lists its product as uncharacterized. The transcript is spliced from 2 exons. Lineage: Eukaryota; Viridiplantae; Streptophyta; Magnoliopsida; Caryophyllales; Amaranthaceae. Gene Ontology annotation, cellular component: chloroplast thylakoid membrane. The coding region runs from base 45 to 575 and encodes 176 amino acids. The record is from RefSeq and is a predicted model, not a curated record.